AUGUUACUGUCAGAAAGAAAUAAUAGUGGGGUCACGUUCACCCUCUUGGGCUUCUCAGAUUACCCAGAACUGACAGUCCCUCUCUUCUUGGUGUUUCUCACCAUCUACAGCAUCACUAUGGUAGGAAAUAUUGGCAUGAUCCUCAUCAUCAGGAUUAACUCCAAACUGCACACCCCCAUGUACUUCUUCCUCAGCCACCUCUCCUUUGUGGACUUCUGUUAUUCCUCCAUCAUUGCUCCAAAGAUGUUGGCGAACCUGGUUGCAAAAGACAGAACCAUCUCAUUUAUAGAAUGUAUAGUACAAUACUUUUUAUUUUGUGUCUUUGUGGUAACUGAAGCCUUUUUAUUAGUUGUUAUGGCAUAUGACCGGUUUGUGGCCAUCUGCAACCCUCUGCUCUACACAGUAGUUAUGUCCCAGAAACUCUGUGUCACACUGGUGAUGGGAUCAUACGCAUGGGGCUUCACAUGUUCCUUAACACUAACGUGUUCUGUUGUACAAUUAUCUUUUUAUGGAGUCAAUAGAAUUGACCAUUUCUUCUGUGAAUUCUCCUCACUGGUAGUCCUUUCUUCCUCUGAUACUCACAUUAGUGAAUUGUUGCUCUUCAUUUUUGCCACAUUUAAUGCUGUCAGCACACUCAUCAUCAUCAUUUUGUCUUACCUGCUCAUUGUUGUUACUGUCCUCAAGAUGCAUUCAGCCAGUGGGCUUCGUAAGGCAUUCUCCACUUGUGCAUCCCACCUGACAGCCAUCACCAUUUUCCAUGGUACCAUUUUAUUCCUUUUUUGUGUGCCCAAUUCUAAGAACACCAGGCUCACAAUCAAAGUGGCCUCUGUGUUUUAUACAGUGGUGAUCCCCAUGCUGAAUCCUCUGAUCUACAGUCUUAGAAAUAAGGAUGUCCAAGACACAGUCACCAAGAUAGUGAGCAUGAUACCAAGUGUAAAAGAUGAUAGACACAAUUAA
Messenger RNA from Cricetulus griseus (Chinese hamster), 957 nucleotides. The record is from RefSeq and is a predicted model, not a curated record. Lineage: Eukaryota; Metazoa; Chordata; Mammalia; Rodentia; Cricetidae.